Purpureocillium lilacinum is the source of this 237-nucleotide messenger RNA. NCBI's taxonomy places the organism in Eukaryota, Fungi, Ascomycota, Sordariomycetes, Hypocreales, Ophiocordycipitaceae. The record is from RefSeq and is a predicted model, not a curated record.
AUGCGAGUUGACGAGAAGAUGGCACAGACAUCGAAUAGCACCUUUUAUCGAGAAUUUCCUGCCAGGGGCGUGGCCAAGGCGAGGUCAAGGGCAAGGCAGGGACCGCAGCGCCCGAGCCUUGGGAAGGCGACGGCACCAAGCCUGCAGCGAAACGAAAAGUCCCUCGCGCUUCGGGUGACCGAAGUGUGGCAGGUAUCCAACAGGAGCAACGGGGGCAAUGGGAGCAAUAACAGAUAA